AUGGUCGUCGGCGUGUUGGAUAUGGCUAUCCCUAAGCCCUAUGUGCCAAGUGAUGUCAAAGGAGCGAUCGAAGCGAGACGGCCGAGUGGGUGCAAGAACCCGGGUGGGGCCAUCGGCGGGAUCUACAAGUUGGUGGUCGCUCAGAAAUGGAAGAAUGAAGGGGUCGAGGCUAAAGUUCUCUCGGAGGCCUUAAAGGACGUCCGUAGACUUCAGCCGAACUGGGAUGUCAUCUACAUCUGGGUGCUCCGUGCGAACAAUGAUCGAAUCGCCCUAUAUGAAAAAUCGAGGUUUAUUAAAAUAUUGGACAAACGUCAAGACUCCCUUGUAGCCUACGCCCGCUACAACACUUGA
Molecule: messenger RNA, 351 nt
Organism: Perkinsus marinus ATCC 50983
Lineage: Eukaryota; Perkinsozoa; Perkinsida; Perkinsidae
Exons: 5
Coding region: 1-351 (116 amino acids)
Source: RefSeq, a predicted model, not a curated record